AACAUGGUGCUGGCAAAGAAAUGGAUGUACGUGAAACGCCCGGACGGUGAACCGAAACCGACGGAUUUCUCUAUCGCCGAAGAAGAACUUCCCGCACUAGAGGAUGGAGAUUUCCUCGUUAAAACCGUAUACUUUAGUCUCGAUGCCGGCUUGCGAGGGUACAUGGCGCUGGGAGUGCUUCCGGUCGGUAGUCCAGUGAUUGGUACGGCCGUCGCAAAGGUGAUCGAAUCGAAGAAUGGAAACUUUCCGGUCGGUGCUCACGUAUGCGCACGCAUAGGUUGGGUUACGCAUGCCAUCAUUAAUCCAUCCAAGCGCAAAGACGAUCGACCUUACAUCGUGCCGGCAGUGAACGGAUACACCUGUUCAAUCGGUCUCGGUGCACUCGGUUUAUCGGGAAAUACGGCGUAUUUCGGCUUUCUGGAAAUUUGUAAACCAAAACCGGGAGAAACAGUGGUAGUGAGUGCUGCGGCCGGUGCAGUCGGUCAUUUGGUAGGUCAAAUCGCGAAAGCAAAAGGCUGCUAUGUGGUCGGUAUUGCGGGAACGGAGGAAAAAAUCCGUACGCUUAAGAAGCUCGGUUUUGACGCCACCAUCAAUUAUCGCGACGGUUCGGUCCGCGAACAGUUGCUUAAAGCAACGCCUAAAGGAAUCGAUUGCUACUUUGACAACGUGGGCGGUGAGCUGACGGAGAUGGUGCGCGAACGGAUGAACCUUUACGGGCGCAUUUCUGUCUGCGGAACCGUGUCCAGCUACAACAGUAACCCGAUACCAGUGACGGAUCCGCAACGCGACUAUGUCUCGAAGCAGCUGCGGCAGGAAGGAUUCGUUGUAUUUCGUUGGUUGGACAGGUGGCUGGAGGGUAUUGGUCAGAUGCACAAAUGGAUUAAGGAGGAUAAGCUGGUACCCUUAGAGACGAUGUACGAGGGCUUCGAACAGGCACCGGACUCUUUCAUUAAAAUGUUACGUGGUGAUAAUACCGGAAAGGCAGUGGUUAAGGUAUAA
Molecule: messenger RNA, 999 nt
Organism: Anopheles maculipalpis
Lineage: Eukaryota; Metazoa; Arthropoda; Insecta; Diptera; Culicidae
Product: prostaglandin reductase 1-like
Exons: 2
Coding region: 4-999 (331 amino acids)
Biological process (GO): prostaglandin metabolic process
Molecular function (GO): 15-oxoprostaglandin 13-reductase [NAD(P)+] activity
Source: RefSeq, a predicted model, not a curated record